AUGCUGCUCACCCAGACCGCCCGCCUGGCUGGCUCGCGCACGCUCAUGCUUUCGCGGGCAGCAUCAACCACCGCAUCGCGCCCUGUCUCGCUCAUCACGCCGGCCGAACUACACAAGCUCCUCUCAUCGAAGAACGCGGAGGAGCUCCCCUGCGUCCUCGAUGCGAGCUGGCACAUGCCUGGGUCGGGAAGGCAGCCCUUCCAGGAGUACAGGAAGAAGCGCAUCGAAGGCGCGGCGUUUUGGGAUGUUGACCAAAUUGCGUCCAAGUCGGACGUCGGAGUUCCGCACAACAUGCCCUCGGUCUCGCAGUUUGAGGACGCCUGCUCGCGACUCGGGAUCAAGAGGGAUUCGCAUGUCGUCGUGUACGACACCGUCGGCGUCUUUAGCUCUCCUCGAACAGCCUUCACCUUCAAGCACUUCAACCACCCUCAAGUCUCCGUUCUUGACGGCGGUCUCCCUCGCUGGAUCGCCGAGGGCUAUCCCAUUGACGAGAACCGGCCUACGAACCCGAACCCGCAUGCAGUCGAGGAAGGCGGCCGGCUCCUCUACGGACCCAUCUUCUCCGAACUCCUCUACGCCCACAAGCCUCGAGUCGAGUCGUACUUCAUCGCCGACAUCGAGGAGAACUUCUCUGAAUACAAGGUAGACGGUGGCGAGAAGAGCGAUGUGCGGCAGUGGAAGGACAUGACGAAGAACAUCAAGAAAGGCGAAAAGGGCGACGUUGUUGUCGACGCACGGGCAGCAGGGCGCUUCCACGGCACCGACCCUGAGCCCCGAGAAGGCCUCUCCUCCGGCCACAUGCCUCAUUCGAUCUCCCUCCCCUUCCAGUCUGUCCUCUCGCCCGAAUCGUCGACUUCACCGCCUUACCGCACCGUUCUCAAGCCUGAAGAGCUCGAGAAGGUGUUCGUCGACGCGCUCGGCAAGGAGAAGUGGGAGAAAGUCAAGCAGGGCGAGAAGAGCGUUACCGCGUCGUGCGGAAGCGGGAUGACCGCGGCUGUGCUCUGGCUUGCGCUCCAGCGCGCAGGUGUGACCGACAACACGGCCAUCUACGACGAGCAAGAUUGUCAAGUCCUGAACGCUGUCCUUACCGCCUCUCGAGCUUGUACAACGACGCAUCUGCAACGCUAG
This is a messenger RNA of Rhodotorula toruloides NP11, 1128 nucleotides long. RefSeq names its product thiosulfate/3-mercaptopyruvate sulfurtransferase. NCBI's taxonomy places the organism in Eukaryota, Fungi, Basidiomycota, Microbotryomycetes, Sporidiobolales, Sporidiobolaceae. The record is from RefSeq and is a predicted model, not a curated record. Gene Ontology annotation, biological process: transsulfuration. Gene Ontology annotation, molecular function: thiosulfate-cyanide sulfurtransferase activity. Bases 1 to 1128 code for a protein of 375 amino acids. Gene Ontology annotation, cellular component: mitochondrion. The transcript has 6 exons.